This is a messenger RNA of Haemonchus placei, 843 nucleotides long. Lineage: Eukaryota; Metazoa; Nematoda; Chromadorea; Rhabditida; Trichostrongylidae. The record is from the annotation of a GenBank genome assembly.
UGCUCGCUGUCAACGCAUUCGUUCACACAAUAUGUUUAUUAUUCGACUACUUUAGGGUACUUACUCGCUGUCAACGCAUUCGUUCACACAAUAUGUUUAUUAUUCGAGCUAGUAAAUGCUACUUUUCUGAUUACUCAUCAUCAACCAACCAGACGCUACUGCUAUUCCAUCAUAGCUCCGUAUAUCUUUGCCGUUACCCUACAAGCUAUUAUCAUUCUUAUGAAAGCAGUCGAUUUACUUUUUUUCAGGUAUCGUAUACUGCCUACAAGAGAGUACGUUGUGGUUUUAGUCCUAAUAGGCUCGAUCUUUGCUGGUGCCCUUGCAUUAUGGGGCUGGAUUGCUCGAGAUAAUGAGAUCAUAGCAUUCUGCAAUCCUCCUUUAGGCUUGGCCCCACAAGUCAGUCGUUUCUGGUCGAUGGCAAAUGUUGUCGUCAAUUCAGCAGUCGUUGCUGUGUAUGUAGUUAUUAUCGCGUUAGUCCAUUUCAAUGGGAACACCUCUGCUUAUCGCGAAAAUCGGAAAGUUAUUCGGCGUCUCAAGGCCAUUGUGAUCAUUUUCGUCUGUUCUUGGUAUAUGGCGAUAUUGGGCGUGAACCUUGGUUAUGUGCUUGGAUUUUCACCUGAAGGUGUAGCCAUAUGGCAGAGUAAUAUGGUAUUCUUCGCUCUAGUGUGCUAUACGCAAGCCUUCUACGUGUGCAUAUGGCGUUCUCCAGAAUAUCGGACUGCAUUCAUGGAACAGUUACAUAUGAUGGUCUACUGGAAACAAAAGCGGCGAGCACCUACCAUAGGCUUUGUAACAUUAUCGAAAAGUCGUCGACUUACAACGACUAUGACCUCAGCCAAAUAA